This is a messenger RNA of Oncorhynchus masou masou (cherry salmon), 5132 nucleotides long. Its product is annotated as mucin-2-like. The record is from RefSeq and is a predicted model, not a curated record. Gene Ontology annotation, molecular function: tubulin binding; tubulin-glutamic acid ligase activity. The transcript has 15 exons. Lineage: Eukaryota; Metazoa; Chordata; Actinopteri; Salmoniformes; Salmonidae. Gene Ontology annotation, cellular component: cilium. Gene Ontology annotation, biological process: microtubule cytoskeleton organization; protein polyglutamylation. Bases 183 to 5132 code for a protein of 1649 amino acids.
CAUGCUCUGAGCAUGUUGAGGGAGGGAGUCCCUUGUGGUAAUAGACACUUUGUUAUGGUGUGAAAAGCACCACUACUACUGUUGCCACGCUUCGGGCGCAGUGGCAUGGUGAUCCCCUGGUUCCCUCAAUUCCCUGAUGUGUCAGCCAAAGUCCAUGCCAGGAGGGUGUGAGAUGGCACUUGAUGGCCUCCAAUGGAGCUGAAGACAAGUUGAAUACAAGGGCCUCCUGCUCCCGGUCAUCAACUCUCAUUAUUCGAGCCAAGUCAGCAGUGUUUCAUACUGCUGACAGUCACACUAGGCCCUUCAGCUCGCAUGAGAAGAAGACCCUUCAGUCCUGUGCCAGUGUCCCCCGGGUCAUCAGUGACUCUAUAGGUCAGCUGAAUGCGAGGGUGGAUCAGACUCAGAACAACCACCUCCAUACUGCCUCAGGGACCCCUCUACAACGUGCCUACAACCGUUCUGUGCCUGCUGCCACUUACCUAGCUAACAAGCCACAGCGUCCUGGUAGCGCAGCUGCUAAUUUAGCUAAUGGUCACUGUCAACCAACUGUUCUCUCUAAGAGUACACAGAUAUCUAGUGCUGACAUUAUCUCAUACAGACAUAACCCUGGUGUGUUAGAGCCAACCGUAAACAGCUAUCGGCCCAGCUGCAACUUGGAAUCACUAAAUUUAAGAUCACGGAUCCUGGCCCGCAAAAGAGCAUUGUCGCCCCAGCCUGCCCCCUAUCCAACGUGCCCCUGUCCACCAAAGGCAGAACGUGUCCCAGACUUGCAGAACAACGCUGCUUCACAGCCUGCUGAAAGCACCACCACCACCACCAGCAUGCCCACCAACCAGUCAGUCCCCUGGACCAGUGGCAAGCUGAGAGACAAUAGCAAAGGGUUUAUGAGGCCCACUAUGGGUAAAGUGCCUUCCUGUCCCAGACAGGAGACUACCCAGACAAGAGACUCAGCAAAACCUUUGUCUCCCCAGACCAAAUCGGCCUCCUAUUGCCGUAGCGGGGACAAUGGGGAUGGCAAAACCCAGACUAAGUUCACACAUCACCCCCCCAACACUGUGCCUUUGCAGGAUAGGUCAUCCCACCACCAGGAUGUGUCACUGGAUCAGACAUGGAGGCUCCAGGACCCACAUCAGUUUGAGAGCCUGAUGGCAGCAGACAUGGAGGGUCACUCCCAGAGGCUGGGCUUUUGUGCUGCUGUCCAUGGGGCUCCUGGAGCUCCUCAUAACACAUCAACAGAGAGGAUCAGGAAGGUCAACUCUGAGGUGGAGUUUACUGAGGCUGUGAGGAAGCUGACCCAGUCACGGAACGCGCUCACCCCUCAUCCCAGGAACGGGACUGUUAAUAGUUUUACUACUGGAAAACCAGGGUCCAACGUGGAUCCAGUCCAGAUUGGCAAAGCAAUGACUAAUAGCCCUGUCAUCUCUGACAGCCCUGCUCCAGCCAAACCCUCUGUACCACUCUGCCUUACUAUGAGAGACCAGCCUGUGUCCAUAGAGACCUCCAGUGCCUCUGGCCUCGACAGUAACACCACAACAGCCUCCGUGGCACCUCUACCCCAUGCAGGGAUAACUCCAACACAGUCUUCUACCCAGGCCAGUGCCACCGCUAGUUCUACUACAGGGAUAACUCCGACCCAGCCCUAUACCCAGGCCACUGCCACAGCUAGUUCUGGUGCAGGGAUAACUCCAACCCAGUCCUAUACCCAGGACAGUGCCACAGCUAGUUCUAUCCCAGAGAACACUGAGAUGGGUUCUGAGUCCGCCUCAGGUACUUCUCAGAGUCAGAGGCCUUCUGUCACCUCGGUGACCACCCAGAUAUCAGCCAUACACCUGACCAAGGAGAGGAGCGUCCUGUCUCUACAGGGGGGCUACAGCUCCUCCCGGUCCCCUCCUGGCCUGGGGGAGGAACAACAGGCUGAGUCACCUCAGCUCACCAGUCCACAGAGUGUUGCCAUGCAGGAGGAUGGAGACAGAGGGGAAGAGGACUAUCCUGAUGAUGAGCUGGAGAAUGACUGCAGUGGUGAUGAUGAUGAUGAAGGGUCUGACUGCUCCUCUAUGAAUGAUGCCUCGUCCACAGCCUCCAUACCCGUCCUGCCAAAUAUAACGGAUGAGGAGCUGAUGAGCCCUGAAUUAGAGGAUGAGGGGGAGCUGAAGCCAGCUCUGGUCCCCAGCAUGUUCCCCCUCAUUCCCCCUACACUGUAUUUCAGCACUGCCAACCAGAGAGUGGAGCCCCUGCCACCAGAACAGAGGAAGCUGCUCAAAUGGAAGAUGAGCACUGUGACUCCCAACAUCGUCAAACACACCAUCGCCAGGUCACACUUUAAAGUCACCAAGAAAAGUCAUGAUUGGCUUGGCUGCUGGGGUCACCAUAUGAAGUCUCCUGGGUUCAAGGCCAUCAGGGAAUACCAGAAGUUAAACCACUUCCCCGGCUCGUUCCAGAUCGGUCGUAAGGACCGUCUGUGGAGGAACCUGUCUAAGAUGCAGGCUCAGUUUGGUAAGAGGGAAUUCAGCUUCUUCCCUCGCUCCUUCGUUCUUCCUCAGGACAUCAAGCUACUGAGGAAAGCCUGGGAGGACAGUGGUAGCAGGCAGAAAUGGAUCAUCAAGCCGCCUGCGUCUGCUCGGGGUAUUGGAAUCCAGGUCAUUCACAAGUGGAGUCAGAUGCCAUGCAAGAGACCACUCCUGGUUCAGAAGUAUCUGCACAAGCCUUACCUCAUCAGUGGGAAUAAGUUUGACCUGCGUAUCUAUGUGUAUGUGACGUGUUACGACCCACUUCGCGUUUACAUCUUCCAGGACGGACUUGUCCGCUUCGCCAGCUGCAAGUACUCGUCGUCUAUGAAAAGCCUUGGCAACAAGUUCAUGCACCUGACCAACUACAGCGUGAACAAGAGGAACUCAGACUAUCAGAGCAAUGACAGUGAACAGGCCUGCCAGGGACACAAGUGGGCUCUGAAGGCGCUGUGGCACUACCUGGGUUGUAAGGGAGUCAACACCACGCUGAUCUGGGAGAAGAUCAAGGACAUCGUCAUGAAAACCAUCAUUGCCCCACAGUCCCCACAGCCCCAGUCCCCCAGCCCGAGUCCCCAGCCAGGGUCCCCCAGCCCAGAGGUCCCCCAGCCCGGGAGUCCACAGCCCCAGUCCCAGCCCAGAGUCCCCCAGCCACAGUCCCAGCCGUCCCCCAGCCCACAGUCCCCCAGCCCAGAGUCCCCCAGCCCAGAGUCCCCCAGCCCACAGUCCCCCAGCCCACAGUCCCCCAGCCCAGAGUCCCCCAGCCCAGAGUCCCCAGCCCCACAGUCCCCCAGCCCACAGUCCCCCAGCCCAGAGUCCCCAGCCCACAGUCCCCCAGCUCCAGAGAGUCCCCCAGCCCACAGUCCCCCAGCCCACAGUCCCCCAGCCCAGAGUCCCCCAGUCCAGAGUCCCCCCAGCCCAGAGUCCCCCAGUCCAGAGUCCCCCCAGCCCAGAGUCCCCCAGUCCAGAGUCCCCAGCCCAGAGUCCCCCAGCCCACAGUCCCCAGCCCACAGUCCCACAGCACCACAGCCCAGAGUCCCACAGCACCACAGCCCAGAGUCCCACAGUCCCAAAUCCCACAGUCCUACUGCACUACAGUCAAACAUAGCCCAGAGUCUCACAGCCCACAGCCCAGAGUCCCACAGCCCACAGUCCACAGCACUACAGUCCCCCAGCCCAGAGUCCCCCAGCCCAGAGUCCCCCCAGCCCACAGCCCACAGCACCACAGCACCGAGUCCCACAGCCCCACAGCACCACAGUCCCACAGCCCAGAGUCCCACAGCCCCUAGUCCCACAGUCCCACAGCCCCUAGUCCCACAGCCCACAGUCCACAGCACUACAGUCCCACAGCCCAGAGUCACACAGCACCACAGCCCAGAGAGUCACACAGCACCACAGCCCAGAGUCACACAGCACCAUACAGCCCCGAGUCACAGCACCACAGCCCAGAGUCAAGAACAGCACCACAGCCCCCGAGUCACACAGCACCACAGCCCAGAGUCACACAGCACCACAGCCCACAGUCCCACAGCCCCGAGUCCCACAGCCCCGAGUCCCACAGCCCAGAGUCCCACAGCCCAGAGUCCCACAGCACCACAGUCCCAGAGUCCCACAGCCCACACACCACAGUCCCACAGCACCACAGUCCCACAGCACCACAGUCCCACAGCCCUACAGUCCCAGCACCACAGUCCAGAGUCCCACAGCCCACAGUCCCACAGCACCACAGUCCAGAGUCCCACAGCCCAUAGCACCACAGUCAGACAGCACAACAGUCCCACAGUCCACAGUCCCACAGCACCACAGUCCCACAGCCCAGUCCCACAGCCCCCGUCCAACAGCCCACAGUCCCACAGCACAACAGUCCCACAGCACCACAGUCCCACAGCACCACAGUCCCACAGCACCACAGUCCACAGCACCACAGAACCACAGCCCCACAGCCCACAGUCUCACAGCACCACAGUCCCACAGUCCACAGCACCACAGCCCAGAGUCCCACAGCCCAGAGUCCCACAGCCCCUAGUCCCACAGUCCCACAGCCCAGAGUCCCACAGCCCCGAGUCACACAGCACCCACAGCCCAGAGUCCCACAGCCCCACAGCCCAGAGUCCCACAGCCCAGAAGUCCCCCAGUCCAGAGUCCCCCAGCCCAGAGUCCCCCAGUCCAGAGUCCCCCAGUCCAGAGUCCCCAGUCCAGAGUCCCCCAGCCCAGAGUCCCCCAGCCCACAGUCCCCCAGCCCACAGUCCCACAGCACCACAGCCCAGAGUCCCACAGCACCACAGCCCAGAGUCCCACAGUCCCAAAUCCCACAGUCCUACUGCACUACAGUCAAACAUAGCCCAGAGUCUCACAGCCCACAGCCCAGAGUCCCCAGCCCACAGUCCACAGCACUACAGUCCCCCAGCCCAGAGUCCCCCAGCCCAGAGUCCCCCAGCCCACAGCCCACAGCACCACAGCACCGAGUCCCACAGCCCCACAGCACCAGUCCCACAGCCCAGAGUCCCACAGCCCCAGUCCCACAGUCCCACAGCCCUAGUCCCACAGCCCACAGUCCACAGCACUACAGUCCCACAGCCCAGAGUCACACAGCACCACAGCCCAGAGUCACACAGCACCACAGCCUAG